UAUCUUGCUAUGGUUGCCGGGCAACUAUCUUGACCAUUCUUUGGGUGAAAGGUCUUCACGGACUUCCUGUAUCUUCCAAAUUCAGCCGUAACCGUGAAAACGGUUUGGUUGCUCCUUCUCCGUGUCCACAGCAGCACAAUGUCUGGGAGUCCUGCUGUGGUCAUGAGGCUGGUGGCCUCUGCCCACUCUGUGGCUGAAAAGGCCGGGUCCAUUGUGAGGAAGGUCCUUCACAGUGGAGAACUUGGCAUUGUGGAAAAGACCGGAGCUAAUGAUCUGCAGACACUGGCUGACAGGUUGGCACAGCAGAGCAUUUGUGCGUCACUGCUCAGACGUUUCCCCAAAAUCACCAUCAUUGGAGAGGAGGAGCUUCCACCUGAGGAGAUAAGGGAAGAUCUCAUUGAGAAUGGCCACUCAGAAGAAAUCCUUCAGAAGACAUGUCCAGCAGAAUAUAGCGGGCUGAAAGAGGAGGAGCUAGUUGUGUGGGUUGAUCCUCUCGACGGCACAAAGGAAUAUACUGAAGCGGCGAGGUGUCUCCAUCACCAAACUGAGGCCCAGAUACCACACAAAGGGUCGGACACCUCUCAGCUUCACAGCACGGCUCUCUGGCUUCUGGAUAAUGUGACGGUGCUCAUUGGUAUCGCAUACGGAGGCAGAGCUAUUGCAGGUGUCAUCAACCAGCCUUUCUACAACUACCAGCUUGGAGCGGGAGCAGAUUUAGGAAGGACCAUAUGGGGAAUGCCGGGACUGGGCGCCUUUGGAUUCCAGCUGCAGGAAGUUCCAGGUGAUAGACGUAUAGUCACCACCACACGUUCCCAUAGCAACAAGGUGGUAACGGACUGUGUAGACGCCAUGGAGCCUCAUGAAGUUAUUAGAGUGGGAGGCGCUGGAAACAAGAUAAUCCAGCUCAUUGAAGGAAGGGCUUCUGCUUAUGUCUUCGCCAGUCCAGGGUGCAAGAAGUGGGACACCUGCGCUCCUGAAGCCAUUCUGAGCGCUGUCGGAGGUAAACUGACUGACAUGCAUGGCAAUGCAUACUGCUACCAUGCUAAUGUAAAGCACAUGAAUUCUGCUGGCGUUCUUGCUACACUACGUAACCACAAGUACUAUGUCAACAGAGUACCACAGUCAGUGCUGCAGGCCCUCAAGUCAGACUGAAGUCCGUCUCCAUCACAAUCACACUAAUCAUGUCUGUUGGUGGUAGAGACAUAUUCCUCAACACACGUGUAGAAAUGUAAUAAAAUCUAUUUUAUAAUUUUUUUUUUUAAAUCUGAUUUUCUGUUUUUAGCAAAACAUUAAAAAUAAAUUGUUGUAUGUAA
Molecule: messenger RNA, 1313 nt
Organism: Morone saxatilis (striped sea-bass)
Lineage: Eukaryota; Metazoa; Chordata; Actinopteri; Moronidae
Gene: bpnt1
Product: bisphosphate nucleotidase 1
Exons: 10
Coding region: 139-1152 (337 amino acids)
Biological process (GO): phosphatidylinositol phosphate biosynthetic process
Molecular function (GO): 3'(2'),5'-bisphosphate nucleotidase activity
Source: RefSeq, a predicted model, not a curated record